GGUUCAGGAUCGUGUUUGAAUGGGAUGUUUAUGGGCAUAUCCUACAGCCGAGUUAUGCAUACCGGUCAAGUGGGUUGUGCAUAUACGGGUAUACAAGUGGGUUUUGCAUGUCGUACAAGUGGGUUGCCUGCGCAGGUCAGUGGGGCGCGUGUCGGGGCGAGUGUGGCGCAGGACGCAAGACGCGUCCUGUCGUCUGCGUCAUCGAAGACGCGCCCGGCAAAUGGCGCGUCUUGCCUGACGACGCCUGCACCAGCGGCCGACGUCCUGCCAGCGACCGCGGCUGCCAACUGCCGCCGUGCCGACCUCAGUGGUACCUGUCCGCCUGGUCCCAGUGUUCAGCCACAUGUGGAGGCGGGGUUAUGAGGCGCCAGACUCGCUGCUUGUCCCCCAGCAGUCUGCAGGUCUCGACCGAGUGUUCCCUCCUGACAAGACCUGCGUCCCGCCAGUCCUGCAACCUGCAGAGCUGCGCACCUGCGCCUUCCGUCGUCGCCAACGUGCGACUGCCUGACGGGUCACCGCUUGUGCCUCAGCUCCCCAGUCCCGACGCAGCCGAGGGCAGCGGCGGCGACCACGACCUGUCAGCAAUCCUGCCAGGCCGAGCACUAACGCCCGACGGCGGUGGCCGGUCGACGACGUCGGGUGGCGGUAGCAGAAUAGCGACGUCGGGGGGCCGAGUGGCGACGUCGGGGGGCCGUGUUGUGACGUCUGACGUCGGGGGCCGUACGGCGACGCUGGGGAGCCGCGUCGUGACGUCACCUGACAGCGACCGCGCGGUUGCCUUCGACGCGACGGAGUACAGGAAGCGGCCGAUGGUCAUCGCGCUCGGCGACGACUCGGCCGCUCCUAAACCCGACCCCGCAGCACAGGACCCCGAGGCAACGGGCUGCGUGGACCGCAUGAAGAACUGCCACCUGGUCUUCAGGGCGCGCCUCUGUCGUCUCCGUUACUACAACAAAUUGUGCUGUCAAACCUGCCAGAAGUCGUCACCCAUCACCUGAACGUCGUCACCCAUCACCUGAACGUCGUCACCCAUCACCUGAACGUCAUCACCCAUCACCCGCACGUCAUCACCCAUCACCCGCACGUCAUCACCCAUCACCCAAACGUCAUCACCACUCCAACGAUUUUCCCGCCACGUAUAUUAGAGGUUUGAUUCUCAAACACACGAACUUAUAUGCUACGAUGAUCGUAUACUACGUACUAUGUUGACAUCCACGAUCACCAUUAAUCGCAAUGUUGUGAUCGUUAGGCGUCGUAAGUUUGAUUGUCUUCUGCGACGGUUGUAAGUUCUCGUCUGAUUAUUAGUUCUCAAAACAAUUUAAUGAACUUACGUCGUGCGUAAGUCCGAUAGAGCAUCAGGCUGCUGCUUCAAUGAUUAGUGUUAGUCAUGUAAACUAGUGUGCAGCUUAAUGAUUAUUAUGGAUGCUUUAUGAAACUGCAUAAUAAAAUUAAAUUACGUAGGAUAAUAUACUUUGUUGCGAGUUUUAAUUAUGAUUUUCUUGACGCUUGGAUGUAUUCAUAAGAUAUACUAUAGCAUUGUGAAUGCUUAAGUCAUACAAUGACUUUAGAAAGUAUUUUAUGAUGAAUUAUUUUUUUUAUUUAUUCAGACCUCCACAUUUCCUUUUUUAGGAAGCAUUUUAUGAUAAAAUUUUGUAUUGAGUACAUUUCUAUAUGCAUAGUUAUAUUUUGACAUGAAUGGUUGUCGCCUUUUCCGCAUCACGGCCUCAAUGAACGUCGCGCGGUCAUCGACUCCUCGGGCUCCAUUUCAGCGGCCAAUUCUCAGCAAAAAUUACCUAAAACCGAAGCGUGAUUUGUAAUUAUUACUCAGAAUUGAUCAAGAUUAGCUUUUUUCGAAACUAGUGCUUGAUAUUAAUUGCAACUAGUCUCUCUUUUGGAAACUAGUAUUUAUGAUUGAUUUUAAUUAGCCUCCAUUCUAGCUGAGGAACUUGCUUACGAAAAGACCUCAGACCAUUCAGUUCAAGGCGAUAUGUAGGAUUGCAGUCCUUUUUAUUUCAUAAGAAAGAUUUCUAAGUUCAUGUUCAGACCAUCAAUGAGUUAUCUGUGGUGUGAUUUCUAUAUUUUUUAGUUUUCGCUUCUACUCUUAUUACCGGAUAAUUCGCCCGUAGGAAUUCCGUGAUAAGUGCUAAUCAGUUUACUCUCUAAGGCCGUUUUAAAGAGUAGAUCGUCAAUAUUUCCCUCAUUUGACGAAACCGAAGACUCCAGAGUACAGAAACAUUCGCAUGUUAAAAUAUGCAUUUGAUAGGGAUGCUCUACCUUAAUUUCCACUCCCCAAAAUUGUGACUUAUCUACUACCAAUUUUAACUUAGCAUUAAAGUCAAAAUGUCAUGUUGUUCUUGGGCCACAUUAGAUGGCGAUCAAUUCCGCUGCUAUUGGUCCUGCUUGAUUUAAUUGGUUCUCAACCGCACUUUAUUACUUGAUGUAUUUCACCUCGACGGCUAAAAAGUAUUUUAGUAUCAGUCAAUUUGUGGCAAAAUCACCACAGACUUUCUGAAGUGCCAACUAAAACCUUUUAAUUCAUAUCGUCCUUCAUCCAAUUUAAUACUGAAUUGUCUUGAGACUUGUAAGUUGCAAAUAGAAUUAAACUCACAAAUGCCGUCAUUUCCUCGAACCUAUGGACUGGUGAGCAAUGAAGUUCGUCACGUGCACGGGAUUGAAUGUGGAGUUUGUGGUGGAUUUGUGCCACUUAAACAACCUAAGGGAAAUGUGAGGAGCUUUGUUCUGUUUUGUGUUAAGUAUAUAAUCGGUGCUCUGUACAUAGAUACAAUCGUGCUAUUUAUUUGCUUUUAUAACUUCGUUUCGGGCGUUACUUUCUAGCUGCAGGAAAAAGUAAAUAUUUCUGAAAUAGUUACUGUUUCCUAUCUUCAAAUGCUAAAAGCUCUUGCUUUUUCUUUAUUGUAAGAGCGGGAUUACCAAAAAAAACGUCCCGUUUUUCUUUCAUAAAAGUUUAUUCGUAGCAUAAUGAAUUGUUUUAGGCAACUUGCUGAUAGCGAGGCUGAAUUUACAGGAGCUAUGGACGGUUUCACGCCAUAGCCGCUCACUGCGAAGUCAUAUUUUAAUGUAAUUUUCUUCUGUGGCCUCGCCGAUCUGAUCAGGCGGGUGCCUCCCUUUAUUGCAUCGCUUCAGGACAGCAAAAUAAUGCGCCUCGUGGGCCAAGCAUCGACCGCCACGACUAGAGGCGUCUGGUAAACCUAGUCCACCAUUUUUAAUCAAUUGUAAUCUCGGGUGGAAAUUGCACUGCGCUGCUCAAAUUUGCUAAAGGAAAUUGCAUUACUCGGAUCAGAUUUCUUAAUGGAAAUUUAUCUCGUGAAACGCCGGCAGGUUUCCGCGGUCGAUGCGCGGUGGCAGAGGGAGAAGAGCGAUCGUUGUUUUCAAUUGGAUACUUUUUUUCCUGGUUCUCGAUGUUACUCUUGUAUAUUUAUUCAUAGGUUAAGAUUCAAUUAAUAGUUUAUUAUUGUGCGUUUUGUUCAAGACAGCAUUGUACGUUUCAUGUCAUAGCUUAGGCUUGAUUUAUGAAUGGAAACUAACCUUUAAAUCGAUUUGUUAUACGUACAAUAAGAUGACGCGUCCGACGCGAUGGUAGCGAGGUUACAUUUGGAGUAAAAUUUGUAUCGGAAAAAUGUAUGUUUUCAACUCUCAACCAUUUUGCUUGACGCGUUAAAAUAUUUUCAUUUAGUAACAAUGUUACGUCACGAUUGACAUUCUUUCUACCUAUGUUUGUAUAAUAAUUACUUCGUGUUAUGACGCUCUAAUUAACAUUAAGGGAGAAUGAGACAACGUUGAAAUCUAGAUGUUGAUGUGUAUGGCCACACGUUCUAUUAUAAAAUACAUGAUAGGGGCAGACAUGGCUUAGGAUGCAUGAUGGUCGGCUCCGGCAUGCUUUUCAAUGCAAUUGCUAUGCAAUAUUGUUAAAAGAUAACCCUUAUAUAGUAGGUAAAUAUAUAGUGGAUGUGCACAUAACAGUUGUGUCGCCUAUUACACUAACGCGUUCAACAGAAGGCUAUUUUUGAAAUCUAAGGUAAAAAUUCACGACUAAUUAAAACGCGCUUUGCAUCCUUAACUUUAUACAUUACAGGGUUCAAUUCUAUGCAACAUUUCAGCAGAUAAAAAUAUUCAAAUUUUCAGUAAUUGGGACGACAAUACCCUUACGUGUUAAAAAUUUGAUUGAAUCCUACUUCAUAUUAGGUACAUAUGCAAUUCAUCAUUUAUUAAUUCAAUAAGAAUACAACAUUUUUCAGAACUAAUAGUUUCUCUGCCUAAGCACAGAAAGCAAACUUGACGCACCCACUUCACGGAGACGCAAUAUAAUAUAAUAAGUAUGGCAUAACUUACGAGAAUAACAAUCGAAAUCGAAACUAGUGAGAGGGCCAACGCUGUGAGCUUCUACAGGUAAGCGCGCAAACUUAGCAACUCUCACAAAAUGUGUUAGUAGCAACGUACGUAACGAACGAGUCUAAG
Molecule: messenger RNA, 4476 nt
Organism: Hyalella azteca
Lineage: Eukaryota; Metazoa; Arthropoda; Malacostraca; Amphipoda; Hyalellidae
Product: A disintegrin and metalloproteinase with thrombospondin motifs 20
Exons: 5
Coding region: 108-998 (296 amino acids)
Biological process (GO): extracellular matrix organization
Cellular component (GO): extracellular matrix
Molecular function (GO): metalloendopeptidase activity
Source: RefSeq, a predicted model, not a curated record